Molecule: messenger RNA, 2922 nt
Organism: Enterobius vermicularis (human pinworm)
Lineage: Eukaryota; Metazoa; Nematoda; Chromadorea; Rhabditida; Oxyuridae
Source: the annotation of a GenBank genome assembly
AUGGAAGUAACGGCAGAAGAGGACGGAGUCAGUAAUGUCUGUAAGGGAUCGUCGGAACCAGUAUCAAAUAAAGAGAGGACAACAGUACAGAAAACUGAAGCUGAGAUAUCACUUCAUCCUUUGGUUAUUAUGAACAUAUCCGAGCACUGGACUCGUCUCCGCUCGCAGAAUGCUGAUCGCCAGCCUGUCCAAGUAUAUGGAGCAGUGUUAGGCAAACAGGUGGGAAGACAUAUGGAGUUAAUCAAUAGUUUCGAGGUGAAAUUGAAUAAUCCUGAUAAUGGUUCACUAACUUUAGAUGAAGAAUAUUUCAGGACAAGAGAGGGCCAAUGUAAGAUGAGUUUCAUUAAAUUAUCAUUUGAAAAUAAUAUUGAUUUUUUUCUUUUAUACGAUAUGCAUUUGCAUAAACAAAUUGUUCAUAUACGGGAGUCACCAGUUAUGGUUAAACUGGAUCCUCAGUCGUCUAAUGGGGAUAGACUGCCAGUCGCUGUGUUCGAAUCUUUGGUUAAUCCUGCGGACGAGUCUUCUAUACAGUGGCAAAGGAUACCCUGGACUCUAGCAAGCGAACAAGCAGAACGUAUUGGGAUAGAUCACAUUGCCAAAAUUUCUACUACAGCGAGAAGUUCAAAAUCUCAAACCAGUUCUCAAGUGGCUGGCCAGCAUAGUGCUGUGAAUAUGCUGCAAGCUCGAUUGCAACUAAUACAUGAUUACGUUGUUGCCGUUCAAGAAAAGAAGUUACCCGCAAAUGAAGCGAUUAUUCGCGAAAUCGCGCUUUUAGUUCGAAGGUUGCCAGUGAUGGAUUUUGAGCGGUUUGACGAAGAGUUUGGCGAGCAGUGUAUUGAGGCAAAGCUUACUCUCCAUGUGUUGUCAAUGGCAAAAAUUUGUGGCAUUCUGAAUAGUGCAAUUCUUGGGUUUCCGUUGAUGGCUUUGUUAGGUGGGUUUCGUUCACGGUUGUUUGGUCCAUGUGCGAGAUUUGUAUUUUUCCAAAAAAGGUUGGCACAAAGCGCGCCUUCGGCGGAAAAGAAGGGGAUUUUUGGGAUCGACCUUCUGACUGAACCUUCUGGGUUCUCCUUGUUGAAUAAAGUAGUAGUUAAAAGAUGUGAAAGCAUCGUAGAAUCGGUGGGUCUUUAUGGCGACAUCCUAAGUCCUAACAAGAAGGUGAAGACUGUUAAGCUAUUUGACGAUCUUUCCAAUGAAAUUUGUUGCGCUGCAGACGUCGCAGAAUGUGUCAGGUCCCUCCAUUCUAAAUCAGAAUAUGUUGCUGCUGCUGAAAAGAGCAUGCGUGAUUUCACUAUUCUUGUUGAAAGUUAUAACACUGAUGCUCGACUUUAUGAAGCUCUGAAGAAAUCUUUUGAAACUGAACGUGAAAAUUUGAGCGAUGUCGACUGCAGAACCCUACAGCUUUUCUUGAAAGAUUUUGAACAGUCUGGGGUUCACUUAUCGUACGAAAAGAAGGCUCAGUUUGUUAAAACAAGCGCUGCGAUUUUUGAUGCUGGGUCUCGUUUUAUGGCUGAAGCGGAAAAGCCAGUUAGCGUUAAAGCAAUGGAACGGAAAAAACAUAGUGUUGGUCGCUACCUUACAGGGCCAGUAGCCACCACAAUCUCAACUACGCUCAGGAAAUGGUCUUAUGCUACAUAUUAUCGUCACAGUCCCUACCAGGAGGCUCUUUUGCGCCAACUAGUUUCAUGUAGGCAUCGUUUGGCUCAGCUCACCGGUUUCAAGAGCUAUGCUCAUCGCGCUCAACUUUUUUCUAUACUUGGAAACUAUGACAACGCACACGAGUUUUUGACUACAACUAUAAAGGCAUGUAAGCCUGCUGCUGAACGUGAACUGGCUGUUUUAAUGGAUGUAUUAGCUCAGUGUGAUUCCGAUGCUGAGAAAAUUGGAGAGUGGGACUUGCAGUUUUUAUGUUCCGUUUAUCGGAGGAAGGUUUAUGGCGAUCUUCAUGCGGAAGCUUGGUACGAAUUGAAAUUUGUUGUGACGAAACCAUCUGAGGAGGAAAUUUGGCCGGGAAACAUCAUCAAACUGGAUGUGCGAGACAGUGAUAAUGAAACCCUGGGCUUUAUUUAUUUAGAUAUCGAAAAUAGGCCCACAAAAAAUAUAGGCCCUUGUCAUUUUACCGUUCGGUGCUCAAAAUUGCUGGACGACGGUAGAACAUUUCAAACACCAGUUGUUGUAGUAUCAGUGCCAUUUGCGAGUGAAUUUCAAGAACUUAACCAGGUUUAUUUGAAUGUGCAGCAGGCCGAAAAUUUCUUUCAUGAACUUGGCCAUGCUUUACAUUCCAUACUGGGUCGAACAGAGUACCAACAUGUUGCAGGCACAAGAUGCCCAACUGACAUGGCGGAAGUACCUUCCAACUUGAUGGAGUAUGCCUUUAAUGACAUAAAUGUAUUAAGAAAAAUUGGAGUGGAUGAUGAAGGGACGCCUAUAGGCAUUGAUGAGGCAGCUUCAAUGAUUGCAUCUCGGUUCGCAUUCAGCUCUCUUGACAUAUUGCAGCAAGCAGUCUAUAGUUUGUUUGAUUUGGAACUGCAUGGCCACAACGCUGAAGGGAUUAUUGGCGGUAAAUUUACAACCACUGAUCUCUUUUCAUCCAUUUGGUAUACUGUCUUGCCUAAUGUUGCCCUCGCUCCUAAUUCAGCUUAUCAUCAUAGGUUCACUCACCUAAUACCCUAUGGUGCUAAAUACUAUUCCUAUAUAGUUGCAAGAGCUGCGGCUUCACUGAUAUGGAAUUCUCGUUUUCACGACGAUCCGUUCUCGAAAAAGGGCGGAAAAAUUUGGGCUAAAGUACAGUCAUAUGGCGGCUCUAUGCCAUCAAUCAACCUUCUGGAGAUGGCACUUGGGUAUGUUCCUACGAAUAAGGUUCUUUCGGACGCUAUUAGUAUGGAAGCAAACUAUUCUUGUCAAGAUACAGCGGUUAGUUUAUAG